Malassezia japonica is the source of this 2028-nucleotide messenger RNA. RefSeq lists its product as uncharacterized. Bases 1 to 2028 code for a protein of 675 amino acids. Gene Ontology annotation, cellular component: cytoplasm; nucleus; nucleotide-activated protein kinase complex. The record is from RefSeq and is a predicted model, not a curated record. The transcript has 2 exons. Gene Ontology annotation, molecular function: protein kinase binding. Gene Ontology annotation, biological process: signal transduction. Lineage: Eukaryota; Fungi; Basidiomycota; Malasseziomycetes; Malasseziales; Malasseziaceae.
AUGGGCAACACGCCGUCGGCCCUGGAGGACCGCGCUGCGCGUGCCAAGCCGACCCGGCGCCGCACAUCGUCCGGCAGGAGGGAAAAGCGUAGUUCCUCUGGUCUCUCGAACCCCAAGGAAAACUCGAGCGAUACGCGCGACUCGUCGCCCGAGGCCGUCGUGACCGUGCAUCGGCCCGGCCAUUUGUACUCGCACAGCAUCAAUCUGCCGUCGGGCUCGGCGGGAGCACAAGAAUCGACCGAAAAUGUGAGCCCUACGCACUCCCGGCACCACCACCACAACACAUGGGACUAUGCGGAGCGUCCCGGCGUCGUGCUGGCCGGCGCGUCGUACACGCGGGCAGCCGGGAGCGAUAUGAGCCUGGUGGAUCCCGCGUCGGACCGCGACGACUCCAGCGCGCAGUACAGUGACAGUGUUCACGGCAGCAUCACGUCGGAUAGCGAGGCAGAGCAUGUUUCCGACAAUGACCAGAGCCACGUCCCCAACUACACCCAGCGGGCCCAAUUCCGCUUCCCCCGCAUCCAGACCGACACGGAGGGGAUCGAUGUAGAGCCGGCGAUGAAGACGCCGCGUGCGUCCGCGCCGGAUAUGCCGCUGACGCCGCGCAUGAGCGGCUCGGAGCUGCAAGAGGAAUUGGACUCGCAGCGCACGCCGCAGCAGCGCAACGAAGGGUUCGGAUCGCGUAUUAAUAUCCCCCACCGCGCCUCGCUGAUCAUUGGCGACGACACGCUGACGGCGAUGCCGGAGCCUGCGCCAUCCACGGACGAGAUCUCGGCGUCGUCCGACUUUACGCAGACCGAGUCAGAGAACAGCCAGUACGGCAAGCGGCGCUUGCGCGCCUUCCCGUCGUACCUCAAGAUCCCGACGGCGAUCCCGCGCUCGUACACCUCCUCGACGAAUAUCCCGGCGGCGACCGAGCAGCAGCCGGUCGGGACGCCCAACUCGCUCGAUAUCCUGAAUAUGCCCAUGUACAGCGGCACGACGACCGGGAGUAGCGACGUGCACGUCGAGCAGCCUACCGCCGAUGCGCCAGUCAUUCCGAUCCGCCUGACGCGCACGCAUACCGCGCCGCAGCUCGUCACGCGCGUCCCGCUCGAGGCAGAGGCCAAGGCCGGCUCCGACACCGAGGCGCCCGCUGCGCCCGAGAAGGUGCUCCAGCGCGAAAUGGCGCCGGUCGAGACCGAGGCGGCAAAGGAGUCGACAGACGACGCGCCGCUCCUUACGCCGGUGAACAUCAUGUGGCGGGGCAAGGGCAAGAAGGUGUACGUGACCGGCACCUUUGCCGACGAGUGGCGCAGCAAGAUUCCUCUGCGGCAGCUGCGGCCGAAUACGCCGUUCCUCUGCACGCUCUACCUUCCCCCAGGCACGCACCGUCUCAAGUUUGUGGUUGACGACCGCUGGCGGAUCUCGAACGAACUGAAUACGGCGUCCGAUGGCGACGGUACCUUGGUCAACUAUGUCGAGAUUCCCAACUCGCGCGAGGGGUACCAGGACACGGCGCUCGCGCCGCAUGCCAAGACGGACAAUACGGACUUGAAGCCCGCCGACGACCCACGCUUUGCCGACCCUGCGUGGGCGAGCGCUAUGGACGAUCUGCGCAAGCAGCAGCGUGCGUAUGCCGAGCACCAGCGAGGCGGCGAAUGGGACGUUCUGGGCGACGAUAUACCUGGCGCAGAAGUCGCGCACUGGACGUCGGAGGUGCCGCCUGCCGUGGAAGUCGCCCAGGAGACCGAGGAAGCUUUGCACGAUAAUGAGAUGGCGGCCGACGCACCGGCGCUCCUUCCCACGCCCCCCAUCCUGCCCCGCCAGCUGGAAAAAGUGAUCCUCAACUCGUCGCCUGCGAAUGCGAUGGGCGGCAUUAAUACGGCGGCGGCGCUUGUCGACGACAACAGCGUGCUUCCCGCGCCGAACCACGCCGUGCUCCAUCACCUGGCCGCGAGCGCGAUCAAGAACGGGGUGCUGGCCAUUGGCACCGUGACACGCUACAAACGCAAGUACGUAACGACGCUGCUCUAUCGGCCAGUCUAG